AUGAUCAUCAAGUACCUCGCCAGCAGCUUGGAGAAGUUUGACGUGAACCUCGAUAAUUGGGCCGACAUCCCUGACCGGGCGUCUGCGGGCAUCCGAACGCCAUACGGUUACACAGACAUGAUCAUCAUGCCCGUUACGUACGGCACCGUUCAGAGCCCCAGUUUCUGGGAGAAGCUUAAGACUUUCAGCGUUCCGCUGGAAGGACCUCUUUGGGGUCUCUUCCUCGUUAUCGCCUUGUUGACAUCCUUGGCCUACUUCUUCCUGGAGAGGGACGAAUCGGGCGAUGGGUGGACUGCAGAGGGUCCGGAUGGAUACAAGAUUGAGCAGAACAUCGUGAUGGGCUUGACAACCCUGACGCAGGUUGGGACUUUCACUCCGCGUACGAUGGCAGGGAAGGUCUUCAUCUUGACCUUCACAUUCUUCAUCAUGAUUUGA
Molecule: messenger RNA, 435 nt
Organism: Prorocentrum cordatum
Lineage: Eukaryota; Dinophyceae; Prorocentrales; Prorocentraceae
Source: the annotation of a GenBank genome assembly